This is a messenger RNA of Besnoitia besnoiti, 1167 nucleotides long. Its product is annotated as RING zinc finger protein. NCBI's taxonomy places the organism in Eukaryota, Apicomplexa, Conoidasida, Eucoccidiorida, Sarcocystidae. The transcript has 7 exons. The record is from RefSeq and is a predicted model, not a curated record. Bases 1 to 1167 code for a protein of 388 amino acids. Gene Ontology annotation, molecular function: ubiquitin protein ligase activity. Gene Ontology annotation, biological process: protein ubiquitination.
AUGGGUGGAGGAGCCAGUCGAGAUAGACAGGAGCUCGCCAGCCGGACGAGUUUCGGACCUCAACAAAUUGUCUCCGUGCCUUCGCUCCAAACUCCCAGCGGUGGAGGGGGCCCAGGCGCGGCGAAUCUCCUUCUUCAGCAGCCACCAGGAUUUGGAGCCCCGCAAGGUGAUUUGCCGGGACCUGGCGCUGCCGAAGUUCCACGACUAACCGUCCAACAGACCUGUGUAGUAAAAAACCCUGUCAACCUUCAUAAACACUCGCUGAAGUGCUUCCAGGAUUCAGCCUACCCAGACCGUCUCUUUUUCUCGUUUCUGUUCGACUCCUCUACUGAGGUCGAUGUAUCUGUCCCCUACUACGCUCGACAACUCACUGACCCGGUCACAGGGGCGCCCUCGUUUGUCUCUCGACUCGCCUAUCCUCCUCCGGGCUACGCGCGGCGUCUGCCUGCGGGCAUGGGACAGUUCUUCUGUACGACCCCUGAUGAGGCUCUGAUGCUGGCGGACUGGCAAGCCGGUCACGAGGAAGAAGCGGACGGCAGCAACGGCGUCUGUCCAGUGACGGUGUGCCUCUCGUCUGUCCCACCUGCGUCCGCGGCGUCUCCCAGUCCGCAAGCCACCAUGGUGAAGAAUCAAUACACUUUCGCCAGGAUUGUGCAUGCGCCGCGGGGCGGCACGUCGACGCGCACCUCGGCGGCGGAAGGCUCAGACUCCUCCGCUGCAAGUGACGACCCAGACCCGGGCGCGGCUGGGGACCCCAACAGCUCGUUCGACGGAGCAAACGAAUGGCGAGCGCAGAUCGUCAAGCAGAAAAUCCAGUUUGGCACGCGGACUUUCGAGGUGCAGGAAAUUUUUGGUAUCGAGAGAGGGAACAGCACGGAGAUGCAGCGCCUGCCGAUGGGAGGUCGGACAGGACGCGCAGCAGGUGACGCUGACGGCGACGCCAAAGGAAGCGCGCAAUCGGCCGAGAGCGCCGGCGACAAUUUCUCUGGCAGGGAGUGCGUCAUUUGCUUGACUGAGGAACGGAACACGGCCGUCCUGCCGUGCCGGCACAUGUGCCUCUGCAGCGGGUGCGCCAACAUCAUGAGGAUGCAAAGCAACAAAUGCCCAAUUUGCAGGCAACCUGUCACGUCGCUACUGCAGAUCACCAUGAGGCCGAACUCGGAGUAG